Cucumis sativus (cucumber) is the source of this 1676-nucleotide messenger RNA. Its product is annotated as BAG family molecular chaperone regulator 2. Gene Ontology annotation, biological process: protein stabilization. Bases 562 to 1464 code for a protein of 300 amino acids. NCBI's taxonomy places the organism in Eukaryota, Viridiplantae, Streptophyta, Magnoliopsida, Cucurbitales, Cucurbitaceae. The record is from RefSeq and is a predicted model, not a curated record. Gene Ontology annotation, molecular function: protein-folding chaperone binding; adenyl-nucleotide exchange factor activity. The transcript is spliced from 4 exons. Gene Ontology annotation, cellular component: cytoplasm.
GCCCACUCUCCUUUUUUAUUACAAAUUUAUUUCAUCUCUCUCCCUCUCUCUCUCUCUACUUUCUCUCUCUACUUUCUCUCUCUUCAACAACGAAGAGGGAAAAAAUUAAACAAAGAACACACAACAAAUUCUUUGUUGCUUUGAAAUAAUUCUGCCCUUCAACCUUUCUUUUCACAUUCUUUUUUUUUUUUUUCCAUCACUUUCUCCACAAAAGAGGAACCCAUCCCCUGUUUCUUUUUCCCUGGAAAAUCUGAGAUCGGAGGUGGGGGAAGGAAGGAAAAAAACAGAGGACUCUGUUUUUUUUUUUUGUGUGUGUGUGUUUGUGUAAUGCUGGAAUUAGUGGGUGGCGGGGAAACUGGGUGUUUGAGGCCGUUGGGUGGCAGAUCCGGCGGCCGGGGAUCUGACAUUUUUGGAUUUAAUUUGUAAAUCGUGAAAACACCCAGAAGGGAGGAGGAGGAGAAGAAAGAGGGAGGGAAGGAUGCUGAGAAGUAAGAUUAGUAAAGGGGCACCGGCGGCGGCGGCGGCGGCGGCGGCGGGGGGAUAAACGGAGAAUCGAGGGGGAUGGAGUGGGAAAUGAGACCGGGUGGAAUGUUGGUCCAAAAGAGAACCGAGUCGGAGAAAAACUCGGUUUCGGCUCCGAAUGUACGAGUCCGAGUCAAGUACGGUUCGGUGUACCAUGAAAUCUCCAUUAGCUCUCAAGCUACUUUCGGGGAAUUGAAGAAAAUGUUGGUGGGGGCAACAGGAUUGCACCAAGAAGACCAAAAAUUGAUAUACAAAGAGAAAGAGAGGGAUUCAAAAGCAUUUCUAGAUGUGUGUGGAGUUAAGGACCGUUCUAAAAUAUUACUUCAAGAAGACCCAAUUAGUCAAGAGAAAAGACUUGUUGAGUUGAGAAAAAAUGCCAAAUUAGAGAAGGCUUCUAAAUCCAUUUCCCAAAUCAGCUUGGAGGUUGACAGACUUGCUGGUCAGGUUUCAGCAUUGGAGUCAGUAAUUGGAAAAGGUGGGAAAGUUGCUGAGAAAACAGUGUUGAAUUUGAUUGAGAUGCUUAUGGAUCAAUUGCUUAAAUUGGAUGGAAUUAUGGGAGAUGGAGAUGUCAAAUUACAAAGGAAAAUGCAGGUAAGAAGAGUCCAAAAGUAUGUUGAAACUUUAGACAUAUUGAAGAUCAAAAACGAAAACCAAACCCCAACCCAAGUUCAGCAGAGGAGUUCAAAUGGUUUGAAUAAUCAAGCCCAACCCCAAGAGAAGGCCAAUGGAGUACAUCAAUCGCAACCGUCGAUGGGGGAUUCGUCAUUGGUGCCCGAAAGGAAAUCGACAUCGGAGACAGUUGUUACUACGAGAUGGGAGAUAUUUGACGCGAUGCCACCAUUGGUGCCAACCUCAUCUUCAAAUGCAGUCCCUGCAGCAGCAGCCAACAACAACAACAACCACCAUGUUCAGCCCAAGUUCAAUUGGGAAUUUUUUGAUUGAAAAAUUUUCAAAAGAAUUUUAUUGUGUAUUAUUGUCUGAUGUGUGAUUGAGGUUUGUUACUUCUCUCUCUGUUGGUUUGAUUUUUCUCUUCUAUUCUUUUGUGUACUUAUUAAUUUUGGUAAUUAGGACAAUACCCUUUGUCAUUAAGUUCAAUAAAUGGGUUUCUCUCUAUACACAUUUAUCAAUCCAACAAUAUGGUUUGCUAUUCUCAA